Tinamus guttatus (white-throated tinamou) is the source of this 1164-nucleotide messenger RNA. NCBI's taxonomy places the organism in Eukaryota, Metazoa, Chordata, Aves, Tinamiformes, Tinamidae. The record is from RefSeq and is a predicted model, not a curated record.
AUGGACAAUAGUGGCCACCACACGGCGACCAAAAUCCUAGCGACUCCUCCGGCCAGAGAAAGCCUGUCUGCGAGGAGCAACAUGAUCAGCACUCCCAAACCCCUCGCUUUCUCCAUUGAGCGAAUCAUGGCGAGGACGCCAGAGCCCCGCUCCAUCCCCGUCCCGCAGUUCCUGCAGGGCUCCGUGGCCAAAGGCGACCCCAAGCACCCGCUGCACCUCAACUCCUCCAUCCCCUGCAUGAUCCCUUUUGUCCCGGUGGCGUACGACCCCCUGCCCAAAGCGGCCGUGGCCGGAGCGGAACCCAGGAAGGCUCACGUAGACUCCUCUUCCUCGCCCUCCUUUAGCUGCGGCGAUCUCUUGAACUGUGCCCUGAGCUUGAAAGGAGAUUUCCCCCGCGACGCCCUGCCCUUGCAGCAGUACAAACUGCCCAAGGCUUACCUGGCGGAGCGGAACAAGCUGGUGCUGCCCGCCGUGGACAAGUAUCCCGCCGGGGUCGCCUUCAAGGACUUGUCGCAGGCUCAGCUGCAGCAUUACAUGAAGGAGAGCGCCCAGCUCCUCUCCGAGAAAAUCGCCUACAAGACCUCUGAGUUCAGCCGCGGCUCCCCGAGCAGCAAGCCCAAAGUUUUCACGUGCGAAGUUUGCGGAAAGGCAAGUAAAGAGCGAACCCUCCCUUUGCUUCCCGGCGCUUCCUACCCUGAUAUUUUUUUUGUUUGCCCGCUCUAUUUCGUUCGCGUUUCAUUUUUACCGUGACGCGGUCGUGUUUCCCCGCAGGAAAAGCCGCACAAGUGCAACCAGUGCGGCAAGGCCUUUAACCGCAGCUCCACGCUGAACACGCACACGCGGAUACACGCCGGCUACAAACCUUUCGUCUGCGAGUUUUGCGGCAAAGGGUUUCACCAGAAAGGCAACUACAAAAACCACAAGCUGACGCACAGCGGGGAGAAGCAGUUCAAGUGCAAUAUCUGCAACAAGGCUUUCCACCAGGUCUACAACCUCACCUUCCACAUGCACACCCACAACGACAAGAAGCCCUUCACGUGCCCCACGUGCGGCAAGGGCUUCUGCCGGAACUUUGACCUCAAGAAGCACGUCCGCAAGCUGCACGACAGCACCGGCCCCGGCCCCGGCCCCGCGCCGCUGCUCCCGGGCCAGCAGCCGCAGUGA